Molecule: messenger RNA, 654 nt
Organism: Epinephelus fuscoguttatus (brown-marbled grouper)
Lineage: Eukaryota; Metazoa; Chordata; Actinopteri; Perciformes; Serranidae
Exons: 4
Coding region: 76-402 (108 amino acids)
Source: RefSeq, a predicted model, not a curated record
AUUCAGAGCACAACAACCUCCUCGACCAUCUGUGAGACAGUCAGCUCAAGACUAAAAGGUGGGAUCACUGUAACCAUGCUGAAGGUAGCACUUGUGCUUGGAUGCCUCCUGAGCCUCGCUCUGGCUCAUCCUGUGGAGCGCAAAAGACUUGCUCGGUCUGAGUCCAACUCUGACUCGAGGUCCGAUGAGGCCAGGCCAAAGCCUGUGCCAGUGCCAGUGCCUGUGCCAGUGCCAGUGCCUACGCCUGCACCUGCGCCAGUGCCAGUGCCAGUACCUGUGCCAGUGCCAGUGCCGGCCCCAGCCCCGGCUGCUCCGGCUGCCCCGGCCCUCCCGGAUAUUCUCAAGAACUUUUUUGAUUUGCUUUCCAAACUGCCAGCUCCACCUACUCCUCCUAAAAAGUAAAAUCUGAAAUGUAAGCAGAGAUUGAUGAGUACAGAAAAAAAACAGUAUUUAAUGAGACAGGUGUUUGACAUCAGCUUUGUUUUGUGUCAGUUUGUCAAGUCAACUGUUUUUUCUUCUUUUCAAAUUGUAAUGAUGUUAUCUUAACCAUGAUGUUGUUACACUCAUCAUUGUAGUUCACUCAAACAUGCGGAUCCAAAUCACUUCAUUCUCUGUACUAUCUGCACAAUAAACUUCAUAAAUAGAAAACGUGGA